This is a messenger RNA of Alternaria atra, 1230 nucleotides long. RefSeq lists its product as uncharacterized. The coding region runs from base 1 to 1230 and encodes 409 amino acids. NCBI's taxonomy places the organism in Eukaryota, Fungi, Ascomycota, Dothideomycetes, Pleosporales, Pleosporaceae. The record is from RefSeq and is a predicted model, not a curated record. The transcript has 5 exons.
AUGGCCCCUCUUCGUACUAUGACCGGGGAUACUUUCACCGAUGAGAAAACACCUCAAUCGCCAGUAUCGCCUACGAACACCGAUGCGACUCUAACAGGAGACUUCAUUGAGAGCACCGAAGACAGCCACUCUACUAUCCAGCCCUCGGUACGAACAGACUCAAUCGAUGUUGAGAGUGCACAGCCUCAGAACAAGAAGCGACCAAAGUUCUUGCGAAGAAUCACAGUCCCUUUCCGCUCAGAGCCUGAACCCGAAUAUGUGACUGAGAACAGAACGCGAACACUGGAGAAAACACCCAAUGGCUUCCCGAGACUUGCAGCAUUCCAAUCGAGUGAAGCCAACUUCUCACUGUACCGAUCCUUUAGCUAUCUGCAUUCACGUGUCCUGCUCGACUUGCAAGAUGAGAUCACAACACUAGAGAAAGAGUUGGACGAGAUCGACUGGGACGAUUAUGAUGAAGAUCCCGUACGUUUGAAGUCAAGGGACUUUGACGUCAGUCAAUCUGAUGGCGAAGGAGAGCCCCGUAGCCGACGAGUUAUAAUUCGAGAGAUUAAAACUAAGCUGAUGGAGUACGACGAGGUUCUCAUCAAGGCAAGGACUCUGGAAUCAUUUCAGAAGCCAUCAGACCGCAACUACCGCAGCGUACGACGCUAUUGUCAUAACCAAAAGCCGCUCUUGGAUGCCGAGAUGGACGCUAUCCGCAGCAAAGAAGACAUCGUUUCAUUGUACAACGGUCGCGAAUGGGCGACCUUCGAUGGCGGUGUAGAGACUCUAAUCAGCCAAACGGACCGUCUCUUACAAAGGAUCUUUGGUACCAAGGCGCCUCCACUACAAAAGUACUUCCGUACCCCAGAAGCACAAGAGAAGACGUCAGACCCCUACGUCUCCUUCUACAGCAGCUCCCGCAUUGACAAGCUUGUCAACAUCCUCAUCACAUUCGUCAUAUUCUGUCUCCUUGUUAUUCCUGUCAUCACCAUGUACCAGUUGACCAACACUGCCGCACACGUGGUGACGGACGCUGCAGGCAAUGUUACCACAACAAGCCAGGUCGACAUUGACAGCAGAGACACAUUCAACGCGGUUGGUGUACUGAUAGUGUUCACUCUGCUUUUCAGCGCGGCGAUGAGUUUGCUGACAAAGGCGGCGAGACAUGAGCUUUUCGCGGCUUCCGCAGCAUAUUGUGCGAUCCUGGUUGUAUUCAUCGGUAACUUCACUGGGCCUGGCAAUUGA